Molecule: messenger RNA, 282 nt
Organism: Caenorhabditis bovis
Lineage: Eukaryota; Metazoa; Nematoda; Chromadorea; Rhabditida; Rhabditidae
Source: the annotation of a GenBank genome assembly
AUGAACCGCAACCUUCUCAUUGCUCUCAUCGUCUUCACCAUCAUCGCCAGCUUCUGCUACUCGCAGAACUCGUCCCAAAAAGUGGAUAUCUACGACAUCUUCUCGGAUGCUCCUUUGAUGUACACGUCGAAUUCGACGGAAGCACCGUCGUCGGAGGCGACUCCUCCAAUCCUUUGUGUGUUCUUCCGCAACCGCAUCCAUUACGCGAUGGCCAAAGUUGCAUGCGUCAUCUUCCUCGUUUCGGCAUUUUCCACCAUCUGCUGGUGGCGAAUGAAUAACUAA